GUUUCACCCGGAAGAGGAGAUUGGGUUUGGCUGUAGUUUCUACUUUGCUUGUGGUAUGUGGCAGACAUAAACCCGCUGGGGUUGGAUCGGGCGUAAGGCGAAUGGAUAGAGGGAAAUUAAACAGGAGGCGUAACAGAGCUGCUUGACCGCAAGACUGGAAACUGUAAGCAUGACGAUGGCUCAUGUUGGGGCAAUAGUUGCGACUGUCACCGGGGUGAUGGCUAUGCUCCUGCACUCCUCCAUACACAAGAUCGAGGAGGGACACCUGGCUGUUUACUACAGAGGUGGGGCAUUGCUGAUGUCUCCAAAUGGCCCUGGGUACCACAUCAUGCUGCCGUUCAUCACCUCUUACCGAUCUGUCCAGACGACCCUGCAGACAGAUGAGAUAAAGAACGUGCCUUGUGGUACAAGCGGGGGUGUCAUGAUCUACUUUGAUCGAAUUGAAGUGGUCAACAUGUUGGUUCCUUCAGCAGUGAUUGACAUUGUGAAAAACUACACCGCUGAUUAUGACAAGACGCUGAUUUUUAAUAAGAUCCACCACGAGCUGAAUCAGUUCUGCAGCGUUCACACUCUCCAGGAGGUGUAUAUCGAAUUAUUUGACAUUAUUGAUGAGAACCUCAAGACUGCUCUUCAGAAGGACUUGAAUGUUAUGGCGCCUGGUCUCACUAUUCAAGCUGUACGGGUUACAAAGCCAAAAAUUCCGGAAGCAAUCAGGAGGAAUUUUGAAUUAAUGGAGGCAGAGAAGACCCGGCUGCUGAUCACCGUUCAGACCCAGAAGGUGGUGGAGAAGGAGGCGGAGACGGAGAGGAAGAAGGCCAUCAUUGAGGCCCAGAAGAUUGCUCAAGUGGCUGAAAUCCAUUUCAAGCAGAAAGUGAUGGAGAAAGAAACUGAGAAGAAGAUUUCUGAAAUUGAAGACUCGGCGUUUCUGGCCCGGGAGAAGGCCCGUGCAGACGCAGAGUACUACACCGCAGUGAAGCUAGCCGAAGCUAACAUGCUGAAGUUGACGCCAGAGUACCUCGAGCUCAUGAAGUACCAGGCGAUCGCGGCCAACAGCAAGAUCUACUUCGGCCAGGAAAUCCCCGCCAUGUUCGUGGACAACAGCGCCGCCGCUGGCGGGAGGACUAAGGGUACGCGGGACCCCCGGGAGCUGCUGGAGGCCCUGGGCGGGGGCGAGAGGCACGGGAGGGCUGGUCGCUCGGCCGAUUCCAAAACUGCGUUUGUGCACUGAGGAGAGCGGGUGUGUGAGAGAGAGAGAACCACGCCCUGCUGGAUUAUUCAUGAGCAUGCUUUGUCACUUAGCUUUUCUCCUCUGAAGGUGGGGGUAAGGGGGCGGAGUCUUGACGGGUAACCAACAGGCUAAGGAAUGUGGCUGUCCUGCUUUUGGAUUAGGUCAUAGGGCUCUGCUCUGCCAGGUGGGACGGGUGAGAGCUGUGAUGCAAGUGUGGGCAGGUGCUGCCUGAUUUACUGCUGCAGAUUAACUUUGAUGGCUCAACGUUGUUGGUACAUGGGUGUCAAUCGAAUAUGAUUGCUGGAAAAAGAGUAACCACUUAAAAAAAGAAAUAAAAAAGGAAAUAACUGUUCGGUGGGUUUAUGCAACUCCUGGCUUUGCAAAUUUCUGUGUUUGUUUUUUGAUCUGUGCAUUCAGUUUCCGGUUAAUCCGCAUUUAAAUUCGGAGGGUUAUUAAUAUGAAACAGUUUUUUUGUGCAACUGGAAUUAUCUGGCGAAGGUAUAAGAACAUUUGCAAUUUGAGCAUCUGUAAAGGGACAGAUUAUCCUUGGUAAGGAAAAUAACUUUGUUCUGAAUAAAUGUUUGGAAUGUGAACCUCGCAGCACUUGGAAGUCUUAUCGUAGGAGUAAAUAAAGUAUGUCGGUUGAUGUCAAUCGCCUAAUCUCUCUCUCAAGCAGCAGCUUUUUUAGCCAAAGGAAAUUGAUCUGUUGAAUGACACUUAACCAGUCUGAUUUGCAUUAAGGUCUUACUUACCAAGCUUAGCGAACCUGGAGAAAAAUGUGUAAUAUCAUAGGCCAAUAUUACAUGUUUAGAUAUGUAUACGUCUCUGUGAGUUCCACAUGCUGAAACUUUGGUAGUACUGUAGGUUAAUUGUGGUUGGUGACACAGUUAAUGGGGGGUGGGGGGUGGACUGAACAGUUUGAACACUACAGAUGUUUCUUAUCUGAAAGGGCACCAAGGGCUUGAACCAAAAAAAAGACAUGCUUCAGUGUCGCCAUCUUUAUUAAUGAUUAUUUAAAGAAUAAUUAGAUAAUCAGAUUGUCAAAGCAUCAUAUGUAACUACGCAUCAAAAUAAAUGUGAUUAUUUUUAAGUAAAUAUUUGAAAAUGAACUCGGUAAAAUUUUGAGUUGAUGUGAAGCGGGUGAUGUGGAGACUGGAGGUUUGUGAAUGGAAACAUGUUAAAUCUGUCUUUUUUGUAAUGGAAACUGAAUUAUGUUUACGUUAUUGCUGGGUAGACCAAGCUUGAAUUGCACUACCCCUGUGGAAUUGUCCAAGAAGUGAUAAAAUGCUCGGCAGAAAUGAACAGUCUUGCUUUGUUUAACCUUAUAAAUAUCUCAAGGUUUUUAUUUUGUAUUAAAUUACCAUGAACAAGGUUUGUGCUGUGCUGUAAAUUCAGUUUGAAUUAAACAGAAUCGGUACCAAAUAUUUGAGGGCGAUUCGAUUCAUAAAAUAAAAUCUCUGUUAACUACGGCAGUAUUUGAGAAGGGUACUAGAGCCUUUGAAAAAAACAGUAUAAAAACAAUAUAAAAGUAUGCAAAGCAGCUUUUUAAUAUGGUAUAAACCAUUUCCUUGCCCAGAGAUCAACGCAGUGAAAGAUGAAGAUGGUAGAUGUAAUUGUAAUUGCUUCAAUAAUAUUUUUUGGUGUUUUUGGGUCUUGGUUUUUAAGUUUAGGAUGUGGAACUGGAUCAGACUGUAGAGGGCGCCGUUCUGCUUCCUGUGCACACAUUAUGGUGCACUGUCUAAAAUAAGAGUAAGUCUGAUCCAUCUGUUUUGCCGUUUGCCUGUGUUGUUCAGAAACAUGCGAGGUGGAAAGCAGACACGAGCCUAUAUGAAGCCAAGAACGCACCCAGCAUUGAUGUCCUGUUGCAUACAUUUAACUUGGCAUAUCUCAGGACUGGUAUUCGGUACUUUUCUUUAAAACUGAUUGAGCGAUGGUUUCAGGUCUGAGAUUUCUACAGUCAUCAUGGAUUAUUAUUUUUUAUUUUUUUGCUGUCGUGAUGUGUUCAUUGUAAUUUGUCAAAGUAUUAUAUUCAUUUACAGAUGACGCAAUAGUCACAACACUAAAACUUUCAACUAAUUCCCUAAUGAACUGCACCAAAACAGUGGACAUGUUGAAGAAACGCAUGCUUAAUCCCAAUAAUGUGAUUGGUGUCGUUAUAAAACAUUCUUGCUUGCUUGGUGAAGGAGAUUGGUUGAGGUAUUGUAAAGGUAGUUGUGGUGGUGGUGGGUAGUAAUCCUGAUUCGCAAUGUGAUGCAGAAGGUUGAACUGAAAUUUCAUGCGUUUACUAUGUGAAUGUUAAUUUUUGUACAAAUCUGCGUAAUCUGAACAGUCUCAAUUUUGAAAUGUUUUUAUGCAACCUUUUCAAGCAGUUUUGCCAAUGGCCUCAAAAAAAGAAUAAAACCUAUUUUGAUACCACAA
Messenger RNA from Anguilla anguilla (European eel), 3646 nucleotides. RefSeq names its product erlin-1-like. Lineage: Eukaryota; Metazoa; Chordata; Actinopteri; Anguilliformes; Anguillidae. Gene Ontology annotation, biological process: SREBP signaling pathway. The transcript has 12 exons. The record is from RefSeq and is a predicted model, not a curated record. Gene Ontology annotation, cellular component: endoplasmic reticulum membrane; endoplasmic reticulum. Gene Ontology annotation, molecular function: ubiquitin protein ligase binding; cholesterol binding. The coding region runs from base 170 to 1228 and encodes 352 amino acids.